AUGAAGACCCGAGUUCGAUGUAUGGAAUUGAUAGCCAGGGACCCGGAAUAUCCUGUAAACGUUGUCACCGAUUCAGCUUAUGUGGCGGGUUUGGUUCAAAGAUUGGCUAAGGCUGUGCUUGGUCAGCCACACAAGCUUGCCUGGUUUUAUUGUGGAAGGGAACGCUCGUGCAGAUGCUCUCGUAUCGGGGGUGGCAAUAGGUCCAGUACCAAAUGUGAGACAACAGGCGAUCGAAGCUCAUCGUUUUUUCACCAAGGACAUCGGGCCUUAAAGCGGCAAUUUCGAUUGUCGAACUCUGAGGCUCGUGCCAUCGUCGCCGCGUGCCCUGACUGUCAGGGCCACCAUGUACCUCAUUAUUAUGGAACCAACCCUAGAGGCCUUCGAGCCUUGCAAAUCUGGCAGACUGACGUGACACAUAUUCCUGAGUUUGAGCGGUUGAAAUAUGUGCAUGUGUCUAUUGAUACUUUUUCUUCUGUUGUUAUUGCCACCGCUCAUACAGGUGAAGCCGCCAGGGAUGUUAUUCGACACUGCCAACGAGCGUUUUCUGUGGCUGGUGUACCUCAGCAGAUUAAGACUGACAACGGUCCAGCCUAUCUUUCUACCAAGGUGACUAUCUUUUUGCAGCUUUGGGGAAUUACCCAUGUCACCGGUAUCCCUCAUUCUCCCACAGGACAAGGCAUUGUAGAGCGUGCCCAUGGAACUCUAAAGCAUAUGCUUCAAAAACAAAAAGGGGGAAUGAUGGGUGAGGGCCCGGAGGCUCGACUUAACAAGGCCACGUAUGUAUUAAAUUUUUUGCAGGUCACUGAUGACGUUCAACAACCACCAAUGCUGCGUCAUUUUGGGUCAUUGACAAGUAUAUCUGGUGUGGCCCCCGGGGUUAAGGUUCAGAUACGGGACCUGCAGACGGGUCAGUGGUCUGCACCUUGUGACUUAUUAACCUGGGGUCGAGGUUAUGCUUGUGUCUCCACAGAUACUGGACCGCGAUGGGUGCUGGUACGACUGGUAAAACCCUACUUAGAAGUGUCAUCGCCUGCUGCAGUCCUCCUCAGAGUAGUGGUUGCAAUAUGGGUACCAUUGCAGCCCAAGAUGAACGUAUGGCUUGACUGGAACCAGGGGCUCGGCUGGGGAGUUAAAUUUCUCAGCCCCCGGUCCCUGUCAAUUGGAAUCCUCUGUCUGGACUGGGCGAAGAAGUGGUCCGACCCGGCAGCGGUCGUGGAGAGAGUAGAACUGUGCCGCGGAAGUAGUCGAGACAGCAAAGGCAGCGUGUGGGCCCUCCUGGGCGCCUGCUUGAUUCAAGCACAGAACCGAAAGAGUGAUUCUGCUAAAAGGCAAGGGGAAAUAGAUUGUCUGAAGGUGGAAUUGGAGGACAGGGACGUGCGGCCCCUUAUUGAAACAGAAGGGCACGCGGGUCCGCACGGUGGGAGCCCCCGGAGCGCUGCUUGCACGGCCCCUCGGUCGGGACCCGAACUCGGCGAGUUGCAAGCUAAGUUUUCGCGCAAGCCGGGCGAAACCGAACCUGAGUAUUUGUGGAGAGUUUCUCUAACGGGGCGCACCGGAUACUGUUGA
This is a messenger RNA of Aquila chrysaetos chrysaetos, 1566 nucleotides long. RefSeq lists its product as uncharacterized. The coding region runs from base 1 to 1566 and encodes 521 amino acids. The transcript is spliced from 5 exons. Gene Ontology annotation, molecular function: zinc ion binding; RNA stem-loop binding. Gene Ontology annotation, biological process: DNA integration. The record is from RefSeq and is a predicted model, not a curated record. Lineage: Eukaryota; Metazoa; Chordata; Aves; Accipitriformes; Accipitridae.